Messenger RNA from Varroa destructor (honeybee mite), 5502 nucleotides. RefSeq lists its product as uncharacterized. Gene Ontology annotation, molecular function: glycerone kinase activity. Gene Ontology annotation, biological process: glycerol catabolic process. The record is from RefSeq and is a predicted model, not a curated record. Lineage: Eukaryota; Metazoa; Arthropoda; Arachnida; Mesostigmata; Varroidae. Gene Ontology annotation, cellular component: cytosol.
CCCUCAUUUAUUACUUCAGUGUCAGUGCAGUGAAUGGUUCUGUUACUGUUUUCACUAAUAAUUAACCCGUGACGUCAUUAUUUCAAUAUUUUCCAUUGCAAUUUCAGGGAUGGAUCUUGUUUACGAAAUUCCCGAAAACGAACUUUGCCGCAACUUUAAACGGAUUUCCUUCCAGGUAUUUUAUUAGCUUUCUAUGAUUUCUACGGUAUCUUUCCCGAAAUGCAUGAAUCUAUUCCAACUUAAAUGACAUGAAUUCGUUGUCCUGCAAAGUUGCCCGUGCAUUUGCUGCUUGCGUAUUGCUUUAUCUUCGUAUCAUCGUAAGCGGGAUCGAACCCCACACGGUUCCAAGUUGCAAAGUACGUCGUACUUCAUGGGCUAUUACCGCGGGGGCGCUUUAUCAUUGAAAUCUAUCGCCUUACGCUUUUGAGUAGACAACUUGAAUGGAGGGAAUCCCGAAAUCGUACCUUUUAUGCUCUGUCUUAAACGGUCCGACUUGGCAAUUUUCGCGGCAGUGUUUGGUAGCAAGCUUUCAAACCUCUGCAUGGCCCUACGGCUUUUUGCGCAGCCCCAGUGUUGCAGACAGAGUGCCUAUUUAGAAGGACUGUUUUCCCUCAUACUUAUAAUAAUGUGAAGUAUGUAAGAACGAAUAAUUUAAACAAUAGGAGAACAAAGCAUGUCCUAAUAGUCCAUUGACACUUAACCGAAGUGAUACUACCUUUACAAGUUUAAUAUUAAACGGUAUCUUUUUACGAUCUUUAUGAACCGCUUGUAAGUAAUUGCGUUUUAUGUAGCUAGCAUUCAAAAACAGAAAAAUACGCAAAUUGUCGGCAUCGUACUCGAUCUCUAAUAACGAACUUUCGGAACAAAAUUCGGCCUACCAUAUUCUCGCGUUAAAUCUGAGCCGUUUACCCAAGCGUAAUAACGAAAAUUUGGUAACAAGAUAAAUUCAGUUACUUCAGAAGCUUUUCCGAGGAAUCGUCGUUUGGUGUUUGUGAAUUCAAGAGAAAUUGCGCUAUUUUGGGAUGACCACCUGAGAGGGUCGUGUAGUUCACGGGGACUGCCUCAUACGGUUGUCAUUAGAAUUGCUCUCUAUAAGCUAGCGUGAGCUUUACCAGGUAAAACUGUACGGAAAAUCUGGAUAUCUAAAAUGAGCGUAAAGGUACAGCCACGCACUAAGCUCACCAGUCCGGGCAAAGAUGUCGUCCGGGAGUCUCUCGAAGGCCUUGUCCAGAGCAACCCAGGCCUGAGGCUCUUGGAAGGGGUUAACUGUGUCUUACGACAUGACUUCCGGCAACACAUCGCCGCGGGAAAGGUGUGUGUAGUAUCAGGCGGCGGAUCGGGUCACGAGCCGGCGUUUUGUGGGUUGGUGGGGGCAGGAUUCCUAACGGGGGCCGUAGCUGGUGCCACGUUCACAUCGCCGCCCCCAAAUCAAAUUCUCGCCGCCCUUCGCAAACUUGCUAGCGCCAUCCCGAUUUCGCCAUGGUCUCUACAGCAGCAACUAUUAGAGCAGCCAGCAAGUAAUGGAAAUAAUAACGACUUCUACGCUAAUAAACACGCGGGCAUCUUAGUGAUUGCCUUAAACUAUACGGGUGAUAAGCUAAAUUUCGGUUUAGCAAUUGAGAGAUUUCGGUUGGAAUUCGGUGCGAACAAGCCAAUUCACUUAAUGUUUAUAGGCGAGGAUGCAGCUCUUGGUACCAGGGGAGCCGGUCGUAGGGGGCUUGCGGGGGGUAUUAUUCUAUUGAAGGUAGCGGGCGCAAUGGCCGAGUCAGGCAAAAGUUUAUCCGAAAUAGUGUCUGCAAUCGAAUCGCUGCGUGGACGCAUCGCAACCGUAGGCGUAUCAUUCGGUGCAGUUGCCCUACCCGGAAGCAAACAUUUCUUAUUUGAUUUAGCCCCUGGAAAAAUGGAGCUGGGACUCGGAAUUCACGGCGAGGCCGGUGUUCAACGUGUGGAUGCUGAGUCGUGUGAGGAAAUUGUCAGCCGCAUUGGCUCGCUCCUUUUCACCGGCGCCAUUGCCGUUGAGUACGGGGAUUGGACGUGGAACAAGGGAGAUAAAGCAGUGGUGCUCAUCAAUAAUCUUGGAAGUAUUUCGUUGAUGGAGAUGGGAAUCGUUUGUAAAUAUGUACUUCAGUAUUUCGAACGCAAAGGAAUCGAUGUGAUCCGACUUUAUUGCGGAAGUUAUCUGACGUCAUUGGAUAUGGCCGGCUUUUCAGUGACGUUGUUGAAACCGGGCAUCGAGACUCUGCACUGGCUAGACGAAGCAACGAGCGUGCCCUACUGGAUAGUUCCGUAUGGCGCGAAACACUGCCGAGAUCGUCUGACCUCUCCAUGUCUUCCACUUGUGCCGCCGAUUGACCUCUCAGCUAAAAAUCGAGGUCCUGUUCUUCAUCCUAAAGACGUGACUCUUUUCACUGCCCUUACGAGAGCGGCAGCUGGAGCCGUCAUUGCUAAACGUGAUCUUCUCAAUGAAUUAGACUCUGGUUGUGGGGACGGCGAUUGCGGAUCAAGCAUUGAAGCCGGUGCCAAUGGCAUUCUUUCUGUGCUCGACUCUACACCAUCUGUCUUCGACUAUCCGGUAGAAGCGUUUUCGCGUUUUGCAACAGUCGUCGAAUCGCACAUGGGUGGCACCAGUGGGGCGCUGUACUCACUGUUUUUUGAAGCUAUCGCUACGCAGUUGUUUGCCAUAGACCAAAAAGAGAUUACGGCACAACGACCUCUCGUAUCUCGCUGUGUUCGGGCCGCUACGGAAAAAAUAAUGGAAUAUGGUGGCGCACGGAAGGGAGAACGAACCAUGGUGGACGUGCUUUUGGUGCUUGUGGAAUCUCUGGAAGCAGAUCAGAGUUGUGUUGAAAUUCUAGCAGAAGCGGACCGCGCUGCAAAGGACACAAGCUUAAUGCGGGCUGCAAGAGGUCGGGCGUCAUACGUUACUGCCGACCUUACUUAUGGGCGAGAGGACGCUGGCGCGCGAGCAGUCUCCAUUUGGAUCGAGGCCAUAUGCAAAGGCGCAUGUGGUUAUAACGAGACUCGUGUAUAAAUGGCGAGCUUUCGUGAAUUCAGGCCGGAGUAAGACAAAUCAUCACAGCAGACCUCGUUGCCCCUAAUUGCUUUGUACACCGUCCUUAGUUGCGAUUUCUAUCGAUUUUUGUCGGAAGACGUUUUCCGUGCCGGUUCGCUUUACUGCGCAUGACCAUUUUUAAACCUAUUGCAAUACGAGAAACGAGAAUGCCGAGUUCUUGCUCUAAUAUAGAAGCAUCACCGCCAAGUGAGAGGUUAUAUAUUCCACUUGGCGAUGAUGAUUCAUGCCGAGGUUCAGCUGAAGAGUGGGAGGGAAGUGGAGCGUCGUUUCACGUACGUUUCUUGACGUGCGUUCUGGCACCAAAAUAUACUUCAUAAGCGCAAUGCUUGUGAUUCUUGCAACAACAGGGUAGUGAGCGAGAGUAGUGGGUGGGUGGAUGCAAGUUUACGCCCAAUAAAUACCAAAAAGUCAAAUAAAAAUCUAUCGACAAUCAUUUCCGAAGCUGCCGACGCUUCUCCGGCGGUUUUCGAGAGCGGUUUCACGAAAUGUUAUCGUUGAACAUAGGUGUGUGCAAUGACGCAAACGCUAUGAAGAAGCUUGCCAGACCUAAGCACAUCAUAGAGUGAGCAUUUAAAAGUAGUGCGGUGACUGGCACGUGUAUAAGCGGUUGUUCUGGAUGGGUCACGCUCUAGUCGACGCAGUCUACGACGAUAAUAGCAGUGUUAUUGUUAAACGUAGCAACUGAAGUACUGCAGUAAGGAGAAUUGACUGCCAACGUGAGCGCGAUUUGCGACAGAUAAACUUGUGUGAUAAAUUAUAUAAUAAUGGUAAUAUAAUCACCGGAAUGGUGAUUAAUCGAAAAUUACGUCUUUGCAGAUGUUUUAUAACAGUAUUUUUUUAUGCAGGAAAAUGCUUACGGAACAAUCUGAUUACGGAUAGAAUACGAGCUACCUUGAGAGAACAAGGAAAGAGUAAGAGAACAAGAAAAGAAAUCAUACAUAAAAGCAUGAUCAAACAAGGAUUUUUGAGUAGGACAAAAGUAUGUAGCAAAUCCAUAGAAAAUAGAUUACUGGCUAUUUAUCAAGCUAUCUUACGGCGACACUUUUGUGCAAAACGUUUCGAUAAGAGUUCUACAAAUGUUAUCGAAACGUUGAAAAGUUGAUUGUCCGUGGCAGCCAUCGUACAGUUGAACGUGUAGAGGUUCUAGUGAAAAUGUGUGUCGAGAUUAUUUGAUAAACAUGCAGGAAGAGCAUUAGGAAAUGUGUGAGUAUGAAGUAACCAGUUUGUUGAUAAGACCUUAUAUAAGUAAGUAAUUGGGCCUGUUCGAUGCACAGUGCAAUGUCAAUGUGAAAAAAUAUCCAUAUGAGUAAGUUUGUCUCAUACAACUUAACUUGAUCCGGAUGGAACCUAUCCUAACUGUCAGGUUAACUUCGACUUCUUACAAUUCUGUUUCUAUCUGCAGAUCUAUCUAUACAAAUCUGCAGAGUGAGUAAUCAAUAGGCCUUUUUAAAGCUAGAGCUUGAUUAAUAUAGUUCCGCUGGUUGUAUCCUAAUCUGAUGAUAUAUACGUCACUCGGUUCGACGUACUCGAUUUAGGGGGAGAAGAUUAAAUCGUUGGUAAUGAAUGUCAGCUGCCACUUUUGAGAGGAAGCGCCUACAUAUUCAAUACUUUCUCAUUGAGACACAGGGAGUCCCGACACUGGAGAAACCGGCUGAUUCGUACCAGAUCCUGGCACAAGCGACGGAACGGCUUCGUUAAAACGGAUCACAGAAGUGGGCUGUUGGAACGCGGUCCCGUUCUCGUAGUUAUUUACAUAGGACCAAUGACUUAACAUGCGGGUAAAUGCGCUGAAAUAUUUUACUAACGAUAUUAUACGGCACAUGAUUAUUCAUAAUACCCAAAAGCACUGCAAUUAUGAUGGCGUCUCUGCUUCUGAACUAUGUACACGCAGACUAUACGUAUUACAGGCUACAGGGCUGUCUGAUCUAUCUACGGAGGUACAAAAAUCUAUUUCGGUGACAGUGGUUGCGACACAACAGGAUGCUGCAAAAAUCCUUACUUGAACUCUCAUGAUGCCAUACGAAGCAUGAAAGAAAACAGCUACCUAAGUUACUACAUAAUAGAUCUUUCAAAAUAGAAUGCGUUUACACAUGCGCCAAUACACAACCAUCCCGGUGUUGUGAUCUUCUGGGGAACUACAAUAGCAGAAAAAAAGGGACUAUAAUUGGUUCCUGUUCAUGAAUUUAGCAUCGAAUGCAAAUAAAAAUAGUCAUGUGCAAGGAUUAGAAUGUACUGUAAAAUGUAAGCUCAUUGCAGACCACAAGAACUAGGGAGUAUAUCGUCGAGAACGCUCUAGGAAAAGAUUAUAGCUAAAUAAUUGAAAAAGCGCGAAGUCAGGAAGCCUAAAGGGUUAUUUCUCCUCACCCAUUUAUUAUGUGCUAUCGCUACAUACAGUUCCUAUUGUGGUCCAAUAAAGGUUGAAAAAUUCA